Molecule: messenger RNA, 342 nt
Organism: Helobdella robusta
Lineage: Eukaryota; Metazoa; Annelida; Clitellata; Rhynchobdellida; Glossiphoniidae
Exons: 2
Coding region: 1-342 (113 amino acids)
Source: RefSeq, a predicted model, not a curated record
AUGGCUGAUGAAUUGUGCAAUGAUGAAGCUCUGACAAGUGUUGAAAAUAUGUACCAAGUGACUAUGUUAGAAAUCAUUGACAGAGUGAUUACAGAACUUAGUGUCAGAUUUGAAUCUUUGAAUAAUGUAAACAAAAAGAGACCAAGAAUGAAAAGAAAAAUGGCUGAUGAAUUGUGCAAUGAUGAAGCUCUGACAAGUGUUGAAAAUAUGUACCAAGUGACUAUGUUAGAAAUCAUUGACAGAGUGAUUACAGAACUUAGUGUCAGAUUUGAAUCUUUGAAUAAUGUAAACAGUAUGUUUGGGUUUUUGAGUGGUGUUAAAAUUGAAGAAAUGCAGAUCUAA